This is a messenger RNA of Fomitopsis serialis, 1272 nucleotides long. RefSeq lists its product as uncharacterized. Lineage: Eukaryota; Fungi; Basidiomycota; Agaricomycetes; Polyporales; Fomitopsidaceae. The record is from RefSeq and is a predicted model, not a curated record. Bases 1 to 1218 code for a protein of 405 amino acids. The transcript has 7 exons.
AUGCUGAUCACCGUAUUCCUGCAUUACAAAGGAGAGAAGACGCAGCGAAUAAAGGAAUACCGGGAUGAUACAACCCUGAAUCUGGACGAAUUCGUGAACGGUGACCUCACGUUUCUCGGGCUACCUCUGCCUCAGGAUUCUGCGUGCGCCUGGCAAUCAGGCAUAAUCAAGUGCAUCUGGCCACUCGAUGACGGCAGCUACCUGCGGAAGUAUAUCUCCGCUGCCUUUGAGGCGAUUGACAGACAAAGCUUACUCACCCGCUCCAUAUCUAUGGUAGGGCUGUCGAUGGAUGGUACCUUCAGUAAAGCUUCAUACAUAACCGCACCAGGCGUGAGGCACCCUACGGGGUACACUCCUCGCGCAGGGCCGUCAUAUAGUUAUUCCACGCGUACCAAGCGCCCCGAAGUCAACGACUCUAGCGAGACUAGCCGCUUCACCGAUGGCGCGUCCUUCCGGCGUGGUCUCUUCACGGUCGGCACAACCUCUGACUCGAUCAAGACGGAAGGCAGGCAACCCGUCAACAUCCCAGACACCCCGAAGGCUUCUGCAGCACGACCGCCCUUGCAGCACACGCCCCUGCGCAAUGCCGAACCCCCGCAAUCUCAUUCAGGGAGCGAUGCAGCAGCCGACAUCAGUGUCAAAGUCGAGGAGACGACCGUCACUGUCGGCCAACAGCCCCACGCGCUCCUCUCCAGGCAUGUCGCUCAUGGACCGCUUCAACACCUUUCCUUUCCCGACGCGUCCUCAUCUCAGGCUGUUCCGGCCAUCCCCUCAGCGCUGAGCCUUGCGACGAGUGCAACACCCGUCACAUCUAACGGCAACGUGAGCAGCCUAACACGCGAGAUGUGGGACGUCAGGCGGGAGAUCGCCGCCCUAUCCGCACGGGAGAUCGCUCUACAGACGCAGCUCAAGCGACUAGGAGCGCGUCCCGCGCCCGAGCCACCUGUAGGUCCAGUUGUGGAAGACGAUUUUACCAAGCUUCGCGCACAGCUAAGGGCAGAGUACGAGGCCCGAAAAGCGGCAGAGCGUGCGCUCCGGGACGAGCGGCGGCGGCGCGAACUUGCGGAGGCGGACGUGGCCGACGUGGGCCGGGAAUGCAAAGCGCCGUUCGUUGUACCCGCGCUCGUGGACGCGUUUUUGCAGAUGUCGCGCCUGACCGGAGAGGUGAUUGUUGGUACCGGGAGCAGUGGGGGACAUGACUCCCGGGCGCGUGAGUAAGGAGUCAAAAUCGUGAGGCUCCCAGCGUCCUGUUUAUCUGUAAGUAUGUACCUG